Cylicostephanus goldi is the source of this 393-nucleotide messenger RNA. The record is from the annotation of a GenBank genome assembly. Lineage: Eukaryota; Metazoa; Nematoda; Chromadorea; Rhabditida; Strongylidae.
AUGAUCUACAGUGGCAAAGUUGAUCCGACAGCCCCAGCAGAUGAACCUGAGCAGGUCGGUAUAUCGGAAUUUAUGGAGGAGCAACUCGAGAGAGCUAAGGCCGGCCAAAGUAAAACAUCCCAAACUGGUACUGAGACCGACUCUUCAACGGCGGGUGGGAAAAAGAAAAAGAAAAAGAAGAAGAAGAAAAAGACGAAAUGGAAGAGAAAGAGGGAUAGAUUUGAGUCACAGAAUUUUUUGUUGCGUAUCGAAGGCACAUUAUGUUGUGCAUCUAUAGUGAUCGCAUUUAUAUGGGCUUGUUCAAUAUUCAUCGCCUUGCUCAUUUUUCUGAUAUGGGCCGACUUCAAUAUCACGGCGACAACACAAUCAGUGAAACAGUCAUCAUCAUCAUGA